AAAGUGAACAUGAAAUCAAAUCUAACUUUGCAUUAGACUUUCACAAAAACAAUUGGUCAAACAAUUGAAUGGCAACGCUGUUCAUGUCCCAACCACACAUUAUUGAACUCUUUCUCUAACAAAUCCAGCAUUAACAGAAAACCAAACAUAAACACUUUUUAAUUACAAAUAAAUUUCCAAUUCCCAGAACAUGGGAACUGUCAUCGACUCCCAUUUUCUUGCUCUAACGGGAAUAGUCACUGUGGGUUAUCAGUUGCUGUUCUUUAUAAUCACUGUUCUUCUCAAGUUUGAUAAAGUCACCGACUUUGCUGGGAGCACUAAUUUUGUUAUACUUGCUUUGUUGACUCUGAUUCUAAAAGGGACAUGGUAUUUCAGGCAGGUUGUCUUGAGUUUACUCGUAGUUGUAUGGGGUCUUCGUCUGGGACUGUUUCUAUUAAUGAGGAUCUGCCAGUGGGGGGAGGAUAGGCGCUUUGACAAAAUGCGUGCUAAUUUGGGGAGAUUAGCAGUUUUCUGGAUAUUACAGGCUGUCUGGGUGUGGACAGUGAGUUUGCCUCUUACCGUGGUCAACGCAAGCGACAUAAAUCCAUCUGUUGAGAAUCGGGACAUAAUCGGAUGGAUUAUGUGGUCGGUAGGGCUUGCCAUUGAAGCUACAGCUGAUCAACAAAAACUGGCAUUCAAGAACUCUACAGAAAAUAGAGAGAAAUGGUGCAAUGUUGGACUGUGGAAAUAUACCCGUCAUCCAAACUAUUUUGGCGAGUUGUUGCUGUGGUGGGGAAUUUUUGUGGCUUCUACACCUGUGCUGCAGGCUCUUGAGUGGCUCGCAAUACUUGGGCCAUUCUUUCUCACAUUGUUGCUUCUUUUCCUCAGUGGCUUACCAUUGCUUGAGGACUCUGCUGACAAGAAAUAUAGCAAUGUGGCUGCAUACAGGGUCUAUAAGAGGACAACUAGCCCUCUCUUUCCGCUGCCUCCAGUAGUAUAUGGGAAAUUGCCUUCAUGGUUCAAGUCUAUUUUCCUCCUUGAACUUCCUUUGUACAGUCGCAAUUUUUCACGUGAAGGUGCAACAUGGCACUCACCACUUGUGCAAGGUGUAGAGUAAGCAACAACGAUGAACUGAAGAUGCAGUAGAACUUCCGUUCAGACAACUCGCUGAUGAUCUAAGUGAUCAUCUUUUAGCAACUUCUCCAAUGUUUCAAUUUCACUAUGGAUGACUUUGCAGUACUUUUCUGUUGAAAAUCUGGUACAUUUGAUUCGAAGAUUGAGUUGAUUUUUCAGUUCAGUUCAUAUCAAAACUGAUAUGUUUUUUUAUGUAAUGUCAUAUCAACUUAAACUAUAUUUAUUGGUUCGAUUAUAUUAUUUUAUUUAGUUCA
Mercurialis annua (annual mercury) is the source of this 1367-nucleotide messenger RNA. RefSeq lists its product as uncharacterized. Bases 191 to 1096 code for a protein of 301 amino acids. Gene Ontology annotation, biological process: lipid metabolic process. Gene Ontology annotation, molecular function: oxidoreductase activity, acting on the CH-CH group of donors. The transcript has 10 exons. Gene Ontology annotation, cellular component: membrane. Lineage: Eukaryota; Viridiplantae; Streptophyta; Magnoliopsida; Malpighiales; Euphorbiaceae. The record is from RefSeq and is a predicted model, not a curated record.